UGAGAAAAAAUACUACUUUCCUUUUUGGUGUAAGUUUUUUUUUAGAACCAUGAUGUCUUCCCUUUCACCGGUUUUUUCAUCUGAACCGGCUUUGGCAUCUGGAUUCACUACAUGGGACGCAUCAGAUUUAUUCACUAUUUUGGAUGAUACAUCGUUAUGUCCCGUGGAAGUAAACCCCGGUCCAGGGAAUACAAACUCUUGUCAAAUUCAAAACCAAUGCUAUCCCAAUCCCGGUUUUAAAGAUAAACCUUUUAACCAAACCGGUUUGAACGUUGUCCUCCCGGAUAAAGAUGAUCGACGAGAGAAACGAAAGAAAUCAAACCGGGAAUCUGCUCGGCGGUCCAGGAUGAAGCAACAAAAACAUCUAGAGGACGUCAGAAGCCAGUUUCACCAGCUCAAGAGAGAUAACCGCGAACUAGAAAACCAGCUCCGGUACGCUAUGCACCAUUGUCAACAUGCAAAGAUUGAAAAAGAUCGUCUACGAUUGGAACACCAUAUUCUCCAGGAGAAGCUCUUGAACUUACGACAGGUUUUGGUGCUGAGACAAAUCCAGCAGAGCUCAACAUGUGCCUCGUGGUCGUACGUUAACAGUACCGUUGCAACGGUCCAUCGAAAUCCGUCGAUCAUAUAAGGGAUCACGUAAUUUGAGAUUUUCAAAACACGACUCUGCGUUGUUACACG
Molecule: messenger RNA, 681 nt
Organism: Eutrema salsugineum
Lineage: Eukaryota; Viridiplantae; Streptophyta; Magnoliopsida; Brassicales; Brassicaceae
Product: basic leucine zipper 4
Exons: 1
Coding region: 50-631 (193 amino acids)
Biological process (GO): positive regulation of DNA-templated transcription
Cellular component (GO): nucleus
Molecular function (GO): DNA-binding transcription factor activity; transcription cis-regulatory region binding
Source: RefSeq, a predicted model, not a curated record